AUGGAAACACUCUCCCCUUCAUUAUCCACUGCCACUCUCAGUUCCAUAUCCAAAAAACUCCCAAUCAAAGCUUCAAGUUUUGAACUUUACAACCCUAUAAAGAACAAGAACCACAUAAAAAACCGAUCUUUAUCUUCUUCUUCUUCUUCUUCUUCUUCUCUCAUUUCUUGCAUUUCUUUAUCAACAAAAGCAACAACAACAUCAACAUCUAGUCCUUUAACUUCAACUAAAACUAACAGCCAUUGGAUGGUUCUAAUGGAAAGCCCUCCAAUGGGUGUCAAUUCAAAGCCAGAAAUCAUUGAUUACUAUGUCAAGACUGUUGAGAGAGUAUUAGGCAGUGAAAAAGAUGCUCAAAUGUGUAUAUAUGAUGCUUCUUGUGACACUCAUUUUGGGUUUUGUUGUGAUAUUGACGAAGAUGCUUCCCUUGAACUUGCCAGGUUGCCUGGGGUUAUAUCAGUUAGGCCGGACCCGGAUUAUAAUUCUGUGGAAAAAGAUUAUAGUUUAGGUGUCAGGUUGAGUACAUUAUCGAAUCCACAAAUUGGAAGCAGGUUGUUGUUUCCUGCAGGGAAUACGAAACAUUGGCUGGUUAGAAUUGAUAAGCCAGGAGUUGGAGUUGUUACAAAGGCUCAAAUGGUUGAUUAUUAUGCUCAAAUACUAACCAAGGUUAUGGGGAAUGAGAAGGAUGCGCAAAUGUGUAUAUAUAAUGUUUCCUGGCAAUCAAAUUUUGGGUUCUGUUGCGAACUUGAUGAGGAAUGUGCACAGGAGCUAGCUGGUAUUCCUGGUGUUUUAUCUGUUCAGCCAGAUAAGAAUUUUGAGUCCGAAAACAAGGAUUAUGGAGGUUUGUCGCUUUUAGCACUACAAUUGCUGGUGAAAAGCCAAUGUGAUAACGUCAUCAAGUCUGCAGAUCCAUCAGAUUUUUCAGAAGCAAGUCAAAUGACUCUUGUAAAAACAAAGAAACUUUUUGUAACUGGCCUGUCAUUUUAUACGUCUGAGAAAACCUUGCGUGCAGCAUUUGAGGGCUUUGGUGAGCUUGUUGAAGUUAAAAUAAUAAUGGACAAGAUUUCAAAGAGGUCCAAAGGUUAUGCAUUUGUAGAGUACACAACAGAGGAGGCUGCAAGUGCAGCACUCAAGGAGAUGAAUGGCAAGAUCAUCAAUGGCUGGAUGAUUGUCGUUGAUGUUGCCAAGACCAGCCCACCGAGAUUCAGCAGGGGUCGGCCAAGACCUGCAGCCUGA
Dovyalis caffra is the source of this 1233-nucleotide messenger RNA. The record is from the annotation of a GenBank genome assembly. NCBI's taxonomy places the organism in Eukaryota, Viridiplantae, Streptophyta, Magnoliopsida, Malpighiales, Salicaceae.